Messenger RNA from Salvelinus namaycush (lake trout), 2220 nucleotides. Its product is annotated as heat shock protein beta-8-like. The transcript has 3 exons. Gene Ontology annotation, cellular component: cytoplasm; nucleus; protein folding chaperone complex. Gene Ontology annotation, biological process: cellular response to unfolded protein. The record is from RefSeq and is a predicted model, not a curated record. Lineage: Eukaryota; Metazoa; Chordata; Actinopteri; Salmoniformes; Salmonidae. Gene Ontology annotation, molecular function: protein homodimerization activity. Bases 481 to 1128 code for a protein of 215 amino acids.
ACAAGACUGUUGGGCCAGUGACACCAUCCAGCGCUAAUGGCUAAACUUGGACGGACAGGGAGGGGCUUCUUCUGUCAGCUGUUGCGUUGUGGCGCCCAGAGGCACCGCACACUUUCUGGACAUUGUUUUGCACACUCACCGUCAGGCAAAACGGUAGCCAUAUAAAACGGUCUUCCAGUCGAUAUAAGGUCAGUUAAACUCAAAGACCGUAUUCAACUUCGAGGAUACUAAGGGAAGGGGUCGUCACAAGUCGAUGUCCGUUAUUUUGGGGUGAUUCAAUGCGUAACUGUCUUGAGCGCAACACCUGAAGAACAUAGAUACAAUUUCGUUUUUAGGAAAUCAUCUGGUUUACAAAUUAUUUUUUUUCAUUGUCUACUAUAUAUUUAUAUUACUUUGGCAAUUGUCAGCUCCGGGAGAGUAAACUUGGACAGAGUAAACUUUUUUCUUACUUUUCUUAUUUGGAGCAGCAGCCAGUUGAUCAUGGCAGAAGACUUCUACACUCUGGGAACGCUGGGUAGUAGGCAGAGGGUCCCCCGAGACCCUUUCAGAGAGAGUCCGUCACUGGCCUCUCGGUUUAUGGACGAUGACUUUGGGAUGUCCCCUUUCCCUGAAGACUUGUCAAUGGACUGGCCCGGUUGGGCUCGGCCUAGCCGGCUCAGCACGCGGCUUUCCGCACCAUUCACGGGCACUCUGCGCACAGGGUUUCCACCAACGCGUGCAUCGACUGGGCAGCCGCCUGUGUACAGCACGAGAUACAACGAGUCCCCCCGCAGCUCUCCGACCCAGACGCCGGGAGAGCCGUGGAAAGUUUGUGUGAACGUCCACAGCUUCAAACCAGAGGAACUUAACAUCAAAACCAAAGAUGGGUUUGUAGAAGUAUCAGGGAAACAUGAAGAGAAGCAGGAGGAAGGAGGCACCGUGACAAAGAACUUCACAAAGAAGAUACAGAUUCCAACCGACGUUGACCCUGUGACGGUCUUCGCCUCCUUGUCGCCAGAGGGGGUGUUGAUCAUCGAGGCGCGGCAGAGCCCUCCCUACUACCUCUUCAGUAACGAAGGUCCCCAGGGAGAGAUGGAGGAGGCCAGCCAGAGCCAAGAGGCCAGGCCCCAAGAGGCCGCCAUGGUUUAGGACGAAGCCCAGGACCGAGCUCUCUUCCCUAGGGAGACACAGGCUCACCCCGGGCCCCCCAUUCAGGGAAACCAUGACGUACAGAGCCACAUUUGACCCCAAAAUCAUGUUUGUUUGAUUAUUGGCACUAAUGCAACUCCAUAAUUGAGCAUCCAGCAGAGUAGAGGAAGAGUUAACAUGUUCAAAGCCUUGGAGAUCCUCAGCAUAUGUUGUAGCCCCCUACAUCACCCUAUUCCCUUUGUAGACUACUUCUGACCCCUAUAUAGGGAAUAGAAAGAAACACCCUGAUUUUCAUUUUGAGUGUAAAGUAAUCGCUCCAUCAUCCCCCUAAAACAUUUUUGCCAGUGUUUCUCUUGGUAGCCAUGCUGCUUGGUUCUCGCACCAAUUUAAUUUCAAGUCAGAAACUAAAUCAAUCCCACUGUCUCACAGUAGCAUUGCUACUGACCUGUUUAGAUACAGACAGAGGCUGGCUCAAGGCUGGGAGCCCCGUCUAUCUGGGUCGUUCCGUAAUGUCAUGUCUCCCUUCAGUAUUUCACACGUUAUUUGACGUUUAUGCAUCAUGCAAUGUCUUCUUUGUGUAAUUGAUCCAUUGUCAAUCAUAUUAUGUUGAAUGGGUAAAUUAAAGAAGCUCAUUGAAAUUCAUAAGCAAGUUGUACAAUAUGACUGAGUAGUCUCAUUAUCGUUAUAGUGUGUUAUAGAGUGUUGAUAUUGUAUUAUACCCCAAUGUAGGUGACUGACUGUAAAUAAAUUGCACUGUAGCUUACCUACCAUAUAUACCGAUCCAAAUACAUACACAGGUCUAUUCAAGUGCCGUGAUUGCCCUAACUAGAGGUCUUACAAAAUAAUGUUCUUUGCAUUUUUUUAUUUGUACAUGUGAUGAUGACAUUGUGUUGGUUCUUGGUGCAAAGGUAUUAAACUUUUUGCCAGACUUCUCCCAUCCCUCUCUCAUCACCUCCCUCCUCCUCCCCCCGCCUCUCUCUCCCAUCCCUCCCUCCUCUCCUCCCUCCGCCCUCCCUCCUCUCCUCCUCCCUCUCUUCCCUCUUCUUGAUAUCUUUGUAUUUGUUUAUGCAAUAAAACCUCCCAUCAAUCCCA